Molecule: messenger RNA, 441 nt
Organism: Penaeus chinensis
Lineage: Eukaryota; Metazoa; Arthropoda; Malacostraca; Decapoda; Penaeidae
Product: branchpoint-bridging protein-like
Exons: 3
Coding region: 1-441 (146 amino acids)
Source: RefSeq, a predicted model, not a curated record
AUGUGGCUCCGUCAUCGCCUUCUCGAACACAAAGUUUCGGAGAUUACAUCUCCGAAACUUUUCUCGCCGCCCUUGCCCCGCUCGCCCCCCGACUCGUCCCUCGCCCCCAACCCCUCGUCCCUCGUCCCUUGCCCCUCGUCCCUCGCCCCCGCCCCCUGCCCCUCGUCCCUCGUCCCUUGCCCUUCGUCCCUCGCCCCCCGCCCCCCGCCCCUCGUCCCUCGUCCCUUGCCCUUCGUCCCUCGCCCCCCGCCCCUUGUCCCUUGCCCCUCGUCCCUUGCCCCCCGCCCCCCGCCUCUCAUCCCUUGCCCUUCGUCUCUCGCCCCCCGCCCCUCGUCCCUUGCCCCUCGUCCCUCGUCCCCCGCCCCUCGUCCCUCGUCCCUCGCCCCUCUCCCUUCCACAACCAUCAACCGCUUACCUCACACGCCAGAAAAAAUAGGGUGA